Messenger RNA from Hipposideros armiger (great roundleaf bat), 2128 nucleotides. It is a transcript of the gene TMEM39A, whose product is annotated as transmembrane protein 39A. NCBI's taxonomy places the organism in Eukaryota, Metazoa, Chordata, Mammalia, Chiroptera, Hipposideridae. The transcript has 9 exons. Gene Ontology annotation, cellular component: endoplasmic reticulum membrane. The record is from RefSeq and is a predicted model, not a curated record. Gene Ontology annotation, biological process: negative regulation of autophagosome assembly; negative regulation of autophagosome maturation. The coding region runs from base 417 to 1883 and encodes 488 amino acids.
CUGGGCUGUCGCGGAGAUGACAUCAUCGCCGCGCGCUGCCACGUCUGCUCUGCUCCGCGGUAAUGGAGGCUGAGGAUGAGUGCUGACGGAGUCGGGAUCUGCUUCUAGCUUUAGCUCUGGCUCUGACUCUGGCACUGACUCAGGGUCUGGGUCUAGGUCUGGGUCUGACAGCUGGAAGCUUGGACACCGUUUUUCAACUCUCUGGGCCGGGACAGCCUGCGGACAAGCAGCUGGUUUGGUGCGCCUCAACGCGGGGAGGGAGUUCUUUUGCCUGGGGUCCAGCCUGUAAAGCCGCCGCUUGCUCCUAGGGAUCCAGCCCCACCGGCGGGGUCUCCUCCAUGCAGUUGAAACAGGUUGACCACCAUUAACCUGGGUUGCAACUACAGGUGGCACUGGAAGCAGACUGGUUCCCGGACAUGCCCGGUGGAAGGAGGGGCCCUAGUCGGCAGCAGCUAAGCCGUUCAGCUUUACCUUCUUUACAGACUUUGGUUGGUGGGGGCUGUGGCAAUGGAACAGGCCUGAGAAACAGGAAUGGUAGUGCUAUUGGCCUUCCGGUCCCACCUAUCACAGCCUUAAUUACCCCAGGUCCUGUUCGUCAUUGCCAAAUUCCUGAUUUGCCUGUGGAUGGGAGCCUGCUCUUUGAAUUUCUCUUUUUCAUCUACCUGCUGGUUGCUCUGUUCAUUCAGUACAUCAACAUCUAUAAAACAGUGUGGUGGUAUCCUUACAAUCACCCUGCUUCUUGUACUUCUUUGAAUUUUCAUCUCAUUGAUUACCACCUGGCAGCAUUCAUCACAGUGAUGCUUGCAAGGAGGCUUGUAUGGGCUCUCAUCUCAGAGGCCACUAAAGCGGGUGCUGCAUCUAUGAUUCACUACAUGGUUCUGAUAUCAGCUCGCUUGGUGCUACUCACUUUGUGUGGAUGGGUACUUUGUUGGACGCUGGUCAAUCUCUUUCGAAGCCAUUCAGUCCUCAAUCUCCUUUUCCUUGGCUACCCGUUUGGUGUGUAUGUUCCUCUCUGCUGUUUCCACCAAGACAGCAGAGCUCAUCUUCUUCUCACAGACUAUAACUACGUGGUUCAGCACCAGGCCGUGGAGGAAAGUGCUUCAGCUGUGGGUGGCUUGGCCAAAUCCAAAGACUUCCUGUCCUUGUUGCUGGAGUCUCUGAAAGAACAGUUCAAUAAUGCCACGCCCAUCCCCACCCACAGCUGCCCCCUGUCUCCAGACCUCAUCCGCAAUGAAGUAGAAUGUCUGAAAGCAGAUUUUAACCACAGAAUCAAGGAAGUUCUCUUCAACUCCCUCUUCAGCGCCUACUAUGUUGCCUUCCUCCCCCUGUGUUUUGUGAAGAGUACCCAGUACUACGACAUGCGCUGGUCGUGCGAGCACCUCAUUAUGGUGUGGAUCAAUGCUUUUGUCAUGCUCACCACACAACUGCUUCCAUCCAAAUACUGUGAUUUGCUCCAUAAAUCAGCCGCUCAUCUGGGCAAGUGGCAGAAGCUUGAACAUGGGUCCUACAGCAAUGCUCCCCAGCACAUUUGGUCAGAAAAUACAAUAUGGCCUCAAGGGGUACUGGUGCGACACAGCAGAUGCUUAUAUAGAGCCAUGGGGCCUUACAACGUCGCGGUGCCUUCGGAUGUAUCCCAUGCCCGCUUUUAUUUCCUAUUUCAUCGUCCAUUAAGGCUGUUAAACCUGCUAAUCCUCAUUGAGGGCAGCGUUGUCUUCUACCAGCUCUAUUCCUUGCUGAGGUCCGAGAAGUGGAACCACACACUUUCCAUGGCUCUCAUCCUCUUCUGCAACUACUAUGUUUUAUUUAAGCUCCUCCGGGACAGAAUAGUAUUAGGCAGGGCGUACUCCUACCCACUCAACAGUUACGAACUCAAGGCAAACUAAGUGCCUCUCAACAAUGAGGGAGAACUCAGAUAAAAAAUAUUUUCAUACGUUCUAUUUUUUUCUUGCGAUUUUUAUAAAUAUUUAAGAUAUUUUAUAUUUUGUAUACUAUUAUGUUUUGAAAGGUGGGAAGGGUAAGGGAUAUUAAAUGUAUCCAUAAACAAGGUGAUGUGAUCUUUCACGUGUUAGUAUAUUUGAAUAAUAUACAGAUGAGAGGUGAGCCUCUCCAGUAAAGAAAUUGAUUUGUU